AUGUCUUUUUACACACUUUAUUUAAGAAUCGUCUCUGAAGUAUUGGAGGCAAUCACUUCCGAUACUCCGUCUAGUUUGCACGCUUUAUCUAUAAAAAUAGAUGAACGUAAAUUAGGUACUUUUAACUCCAUUAAUAAUAAAUAG
This is a messenger RNA of Funneliformis mosseae, 144 nucleotides long. NCBI's taxonomy places the organism in Eukaryota, Fungi, Glomeromycota, Glomeromycetes, Glomerales, Glomeraceae. The record is from the annotation of a GenBank genome assembly.